Paramecium tetraurelia is the source of this 1698-nucleotide messenger RNA. RefSeq lists its product as uncharacterized. The transcript has 4 exons. NCBI's taxonomy places the organism in Eukaryota, Ciliophora, Oligohymenophorea, Peniculida, Parameciidae. The record is from RefSeq and is a predicted model, not a curated record.
AUGGAGAAAUUAAAACAGUAUAGAGAGAGCAAUUUAGAUUAAGAAUUUAAUGGCUACAAUGAAUGUGAAAGAAUAGUACUAAAUAAUAUGAAAGGCAAUUUCAGUGAUUUAUGUCUCAGUAUUUAAUAAUCCUUAGACAAUGACAAAUAGAGAUACAUAUCUCAAUUUUCUAUGGUCAAACUGUGUUUUAGACUUACUCUAAAAAAGAAUGAAGAAUUCCUAUUUGCUCAUUUCUAAAAUAUAGUCCUACCUUCAAUUAGAAGCUACAUAUUCAAUAAUUAAAAUUAUUCCAAAGAGCUUGAACCAAAAGCAUAAUAAUUUAUUCUAUCUUCUGUUAUUUUAUGUAAAGAGUUGCUUAGUUUUUGGGCUCAUGCAUAUCCGCAAACAUCAGAUUACUCGACUUCUAAAUUUUUGAGUGAGUACUAAAUAUAUAAAAAAUAACAAAAAGAAAAUGCAAUUGUUAUAACUAAAAAGAAUCAAUAUACUUACCUUAAACAAAAUUUUUAUGUAGAUAAGAAUUACAAAUUUAUUAAGGAUAAAUGGAAGAGAUAAAAUUUAGUCUCAGACUUUGUGUCUGAUGAGGAACCAGAGACUUAAUCUAAUUCUAAUGAUAAUAAAGUAAAUAACACUUUUUAAAAGGAAAUUCAUUAAGAUAAUAAGCCAUAAAUUAUAAAUAAUGAUUAAGCUGAAAAUAAAUAGGAGGGUAAAUAAAUAUUGGAUAAUCUUAACAAAUAAAUUAGUGAGAGGAAAAAAGAGUUGGAAUAGCUGGAUACAUUGGUUUCUAAGAGAAAGAAGGAAUUAUAACAAUUAGACAAUUCAAUUUCUAGUCAACCAAAAACAGCUGAUUCUGAUUAAUCUCAUACCUCUAGAAUGUUAGGCUCUUCUCAAAAUAAUAAAGACAUUUUUGAUUCUAUGUUUAACUUUGAUGGCGAAAAAUUUCCCAUCAAAAAAUAAUAUGAAGAUAUACCCUUAGUUUCAAUUGAUACAUCAUACCCACAAAAAAAGCGAAGACUAUUAGAUGGAUAAGGGGUCUUUCAUGUUCAAGAGAAUUUCUUACUAGCCAGACAAUAAAAAAUAUAUGACAAUACCAUUGACGUUGCUAUAUAUUUGAAAUGUAUUGAAAAACCUAUGAAGGAUUUAUAAGUCUAAAUUAAAUGCGAAGAUCGUUGUAAUAAUAUUAAUAUCUUAGAAUGUAUUUAUCCUAACUUAAAGGAAAAUAAUAACCUGGAACCAGAAUAACAGAUCAGAUUAGAACUUAGAAACAUCGAUAAAUCUUUGCUUACUCAGAACGAUAUUGAAGUUGAGAUAAAUAUUGAUUGGUAAUAAGGUUUCCCAGAAAUAAUUACUUUUUAUUUGAAACUCACAAAUAUUGUCACUUAUAAUUAUGCAAUAGAAUAAGAGUUGGUGAAGGAAUAUCAAAAUAUCCCUAAAGUUUUAAUUUCCAAACAGUUUUCAUUUGACUCUGAAGUAUUCCCAAAUGGAUUGGAAGAUGUGUAAAAAUGCAUUCAAUAUUCUAUAAAUUAUAAAGUUAAGAAUUAAUUAUUGUUAUCUGGAAGUUUAAAUAAAAACGCAUUUAUUUGCAGAAUCACUUUAGAUGAAGAAGGGAAGGCCUCGGUAAUUAUAAAGAAAUUAUAGAAUGAGGAAUUAGCCAAAAGAUUAACAUUAGCUUAUAUUGAAGCAUUACAAAGAAUUGAUUGA